AAAAAGGAGAUACUAAGAAAUUUAAAUUAUUGAAUAAACAGUAUGAGAUUUUAGUAAAUGGGAUUGAUGAAUCACGAUCGUGAUAAGAGCUGAUUAGUUUGACUAAGAUAUUAAUAAAUAAUUAUAUUUAAUGAACAGAGACUUAGAGAUAGCUAGAUAAGCAUAUAUGGGAAGGAAUGUAGAGAUGACAAAGCAAGCCCAUAAUUAUAAUCCUUCAGAAUAAAUAUAUACAGAUAAUAGAGCAAAUGAGAAUGACCCAUUAUAAAAAUUAGGUAUUUUGAAGGUAUAGAAUAUUGUAUAGAUUCUCAUUAAGAGAAACAUUCAACAGGGGGUAAUUAUUUAAGAAGUUCUGUAUUUGGUGGAAUGGAUGGUAUGAUGACAACAUUUUCUGUGGUUACUGCUGUAAUAGGAGUAGAUUAUUAUUAUAAAUAUAGGGAAAUUUUGGAGUGUAAGCAGUAUUAGCUUUAGGAGUAGCAAAUAUGAUAGGAGAUGGAUUAUCUAUGGCGUUGGGAGAUUAUUUAUCUACUAAAUCAGAAUAAUAAUUUUUUAAAUAAGAAAGAGAAAGAGAAAAAUGGGAGGUAGAAAAUAAUUUGGAAGGAGAAAAAAAAGAAAUGAUUGAAUUGUAUAAAGUAAAAAUAUAUUAUUAAAUUUAUGUAAGAAAAAAGGAAUGGAAUAAGAAGAUGCUGAAAAAAUUAUGAAUAUUAUUACUAGACAUAAAGAUGCUUUCAUUGAUAUUAUGAUGUUAGAAGAAUUAGAAUUAGGAGGUGCUGAAGAAAAUCCAUUUAUGAAUGCUUUAGUAACAUUUCUUGCUUUUAUUUUAUUUGGAUUAGUACCAAGUAAUAAUCUAUCCUUAUUAUGAUUAUUUUAGUUAUUCCAUUUAUUGUUGCAGCUAUUGCAGGAUUGACUGAUGGAACAACUGAUACUUUGUUUUAUAUAUCAAUAGCAAUGACUGCUUUAUUCUUAAUUAUUUUAGGAGUAAGUAAAUCAUUUUUCUCAUAUGCUCCAUGGUGGAGAUGUGCUGCUGAAACUUUAUUUGUUGGAGCAUGUACUGCUAGUUCAAGUUAUUUAAUUGGUAUGGCUUUUGAAGGAUAAGAAAUUGGUUGAAUAUGA
Paramecium sonneborni is the source of this 1110-nucleotide messenger RNA. The record is from the annotation of a GenBank genome assembly. NCBI's taxonomy places the organism in Eukaryota, Ciliophora, Oligohymenophorea, Peniculida, Parameciidae.